Messenger RNA from Acanthochromis polyacanthus (spiny chromis), 2931 nucleotides. It is a transcript of the gene tmem185a, whose product is annotated as transmembrane protein 185. Bases 192 to 1250 code for a protein of 352 amino acids. The transcript has 7 exons. Lineage: Eukaryota; Metazoa; Chordata; Actinopteri; Pomacentridae. The record is from RefSeq and is a predicted model, not a curated record.
CUGUCGGGUGAUCACGUGGUUUCCGAGGAAACGCUCGUCCAGAAAAUAAAAACAGACGAGUUAGCAUCGAGCUCGUAAUGAACCCGAGAGAAAAAGCUCCGCUGCCGCCGACAUUACGAUGUGUAGCGUUCAGGAAAGACGCGGACAACACGGGAAACUAAUGUAGUGUCGCUGACAAGCCUCUCUGCAUCAUGAAUUUAAGAGGACUCUUUCAGGACUUCAACCCCAGUAAGUUCCUGAUCUACUCGUGCCUGCUCCUGUUCUCCGUGCUGCUGUCCCUGAGGCUGGAUGGAGUCAUCCAGUGGAGCUACUGGGCGGUGUUCACUCCCAUAUGGCUGUGGAAGCUGCUGGUCAUCAUCGGGGCGUCCGUGGGCACCGGAGUCUGGGCUCAUAACCCUCAGUACAGGGCUGAAGGGGAGACCUGUGUGGAGUUUAAAGCCAUGCUGAUCGCCGUGGGCCUCCACGUCCUGCUGCUGAUGUUUGAGGUGUUGGUGUGUGACCGAGUGCAACGAGGACACUACUUCUGGCUGCUCGUCUUCAUGCCGCUCUUCUUUGUGUCGCCUGUUUCAGUCGCAGCAUGUGUCUGGGGCUUCAGACAUGACCGCUCCCUCGAGCUCGAGGUUCUGUGUUCAGUCAACAUUCUGCAGUUUAUCUUCAUCGCUCUGAGGCUGGACCGGAUCAUCAGCUGGCCUUGGCUGGUGGUCUGCGUUCCUCUGUGGAUCCUCAUGUCCUUCCUGUGCCUUGUGGUUCUUUACUACAUCAUCUGGUCGGUCCUCUUCCUGCGCUCCAUCGACAUCAUCGCCGAGCAGCGCCGGACUCACAUCACCAUGGCGAUCAGCUGGAUGACCAUCGUCGUGCCGCUUCUCACCUUCGAGAUCCUCCUGGUUCAUAAACUGGACGGCCACAACAGUCUGAGUUAUGUCUGUGUGUUCGUUCCUCUCUGGCUCUCUCUGCUCACUCUCAUGGCCACCACCUUCGGCCAGAAGGGAGGAAACCACUGGUGGUUCGGCAUCAGGAAGGACUUCUGCCACUUCCUGUUGGAGCUCCUCCCCUUCCUGCGGGAGUACGGCAACGUGUCCUACGACCUCCAGCGCAGCGAGGACCCCGAGGCGGCCGACGACCUGCCCGUCCCGGAGCCGCCGCCCAAGAUCGCCCCGAUGUUCCACAAGAAGACCGGCGUGGUGAUCACACAGAGUCCCGGGAAGUACUUCGUCCCGCCGCCGAAGCUCUGCAUCGACAUGCCCGACUAGACGACCAGCGGAGUAGAUCUACCUGCCCCGACCUUUCAGCCCACUCACCUGAACUCUGCAACUCGGUGACGGCUCCAGACUCCUCACACUGGUUCUGUUCUGGAGGAAACUGAACCCCAGACUCCUAACGUGGGCCCGAUGCUGGAUCUGUGGACUCAAGAAUCUCUGGAUCAGAGUGUCUGAAUGGAAAAGACACUUGUUCUGUGAUGGGGACCAGUGGAGAGACUGUUUGACUUUGGGAUCAGUGUUCCCCUCGUUUCAUUCCAUAGAAAAUGAAAUAAAUCUGCGCAGACCUCCUCACUAACUUUAUUUAAUGAAGCACAGUUUUAUCUUCAUACAUGAAUAUUUCCAGAGGUACAGGACCUUUAAGGACGUAGAGUUGGGUCCAGAUUUGUCACUUUUUAAUAGACUUUUUCCACAUUUUUUCUUUAGCCCUUAUAAUUUGUAGAAGACAGGAGAUGGACACAGAUUUAGUGUUUAGAUUGUGACACCUGGAUGGAUGUAAAACUGACCUGGUGUCAGUUUUUAUCAGAACUCAGAUGUGUUUCUCCUCCGAAAAGUUCUAUCUGCUGCACUGAACUUCAUCCAGAGUAGAAAGGCAAACUGUGUUUCAUGAAAUAAAGUUCCUGUAGAGGUGAUUCUGAGAACGUUUUAUCAGAUUUAGUUGAUUUGUUUUCAUGGAGGUGGAAAUGGAGGGGUGUGGUUGAAGGAAAAGUCUGAUAUUUUUCAGGUUUGUUUGUGUUUUCCUCUAAUCUCUCCUCAUCAUCAGACUGACUGAUUCCCUCCAGCAUCCACAGGUCUUCUUAAAGGUAAAAAUGUGUUUCAAAGUAAAGCCAGAGCCGAUAUGAGGCUUCAGAAACGGACGUCUCCCAAAUUUUGCGACAUUUUAAAAGUCUGCAUCAGAUUCGUUUGACAGUUUUAUAGAAACUCAACUAAUUUUUGGAUUUUUGAAGCUACAGACAUCAAAACGUCUGAAAAUAGACGCUUAAAUUGACCAACAGAAGCCUCAUAUUGGGUGGAACUUCAAAGUUUUAAGGCUUUUUUGCUCAGAAUGCUGAUUCAGGAGUGGAGAUUCAGGAGAUACCUGAAAAAAAUCAGCCUUUUCUUUAAACAGACGACAAUGGAGAUGGCACUUUGUUCUAAGAGGAGCCCUGUCUGCCCUUUAGGUUGUUUUUUUAUUAUUAUUAUUCCUGUUUUUUUUUUUUUUGUAAAUAAGACAACAUGUAAAGUUUGGGACCAGAGAGUAAAAAUGUUAGAACAGACAAAGAGAUUAAAUCAUUUUAAGAUGGAAUAAUGGUAUCAAACCCAGAGACUUUGUGCCAAUAAUCCUGGACUUUUAAAGGGAACGUUGGGUUUGUUAGACGGCAGUGAAGACCGUUAAUUUUACUGUAACCCCGUGAAGUCUCGUUCCUCACUGUGGCUCAUUUUUCACUGCGAUAUAGUCCUCCAUGGAAACACAACUCAGAAAUCGAAUCACAUGACCUUAAUAUGUAGCAGCAGCAGGAAUUGAUGGGACUCAACCCCCCCCACAGUUUAAUCAGCUGUUCCUUUAAUCAUUUCUGAUGGAUAAGUCCUGAUAAGUCCUCAGAGGUGGAUUUGUAGUAGGAUCACAAUCAGCUGAUGUAGUGUUCAUUUGUACUCAAAAUGACUCAAAAACAUGUCUAAAGGAUAUCCAAAAUGA